AUGGCAGCCAAGAAGGCCGAGAAGGUCCUUCGGGAUCUUGAGGAUCUACAGUCAAAACACGAGAUCUCCAUCAUAAAACUCAGCGAGCCUAUAUCCUCAGCCCUGCCACAAGCAGGCCAGGACGCUAACAGCACCCGCACGUCCGACGUGUCCAGCUCGUCCGUGGACGCGACACCGGCCAGCCUGGAGGCCGACCUGGCGCACUACAAGGAACUGUUUGCGAAGCUGCGGUUCUCGUAUGUGGAGCAGGUGACCAAGGAGAAGUUCAUCCGCGCCAUCGUCGGGGAGCCGCCCCUCAUCGUCACGCCGCAGGAGAAUGUGGAGCUGGAGAAGCAGAAUGCCGCAGCAAAGGGGCAGCUCAAGGCCCUGAAGAUGGAGGUCGCCGACACGGUCGAGGAGCUGGAGAGGAAGGGACGAGAGCUGAGCAGGAAGUACGAGGGUGUGCAGACGGAGACAGCCACGCUGCGGGAGUUGCCUGACAGGAUCGCCGGGCUGGAGGAAAGGAUCGCGGAGUUGCGUGAGCAGCUGCAGCCUGGGGAGAACCCGAGCCUGAACCUGCCCCUGGCCAAGACGCUGGAGCUGGUCGCCGAGAAGAAGCUACAGAAGCACGAGCUGGAGAGGCAGCUGGAGCAAUUGCGUGCGCAGGUACCGCGCAAGCGGAAGGAGAUGGAGAGACUACAGGCCGAGCUGCAGCCCCUAGAAGUGAAGAGGCAGAACAGCCUAGCGGCGGCGAAGGAGGCGCGCAGGAGGAAGGAGAAGGCACUAGGUGGUGUUGAGGAUGAUCUGGAGGAGAGAGGCAGGUGGUGGAGGGCUUCUGAGGCAGCGCUGAAGCAGAUGCUGGAGAUUGAAAGCUGA
Molecule: messenger RNA, 855 nt
Organism: Diaporthe amygdali
Lineage: Eukaryota; Fungi; Ascomycota; Sordariomycetes; Diaporthales; Diaporthaceae
Product: 60s ribosomal protein l37
Exons: 1
Coding region: 1-855 (284 amino acids)
Biological process (GO): attachment of mitotic spindle microtubules to kinetochore; kinetochore assembly; protein localization to kinetochore
Cellular component (GO): kinetochore
Source: RefSeq, a predicted model, not a curated record